AUGAGGAAGUUCGAAGCAACUGAUGUUCAAAAGAUUUAUCUUGGCAGCGACGCGUAUGAAUAUCUGUACCAGCUUAAUAAAACUCUGAAAGUCUAGGAGUUGCUCCAAGUCUCUCAGUGGAAUCAUAUCCACACUUCGAUUGAAUGAGGACGAAGUUCAUCGCAAUGAAGUGCGAUCCAAAAGUUUGUAAUUCCAAAUUACUCGGAAACCCGGAUGUUCAGAAAAAGUUCCGUUGUUUCUGCGGGCGGUUGAGUUUCGCGGAGAGGCCAGUUUGCAGUUCGAGAAGCUCGGUUUCGACCUUCGCGAUCAGUUCCAACUGGAGAUCCGUCUCAAAACAAAUGCGACCUGCGGUCAGCUCGGCGUCUUUUUUUCCAAAGGGAUUCUUCACUUUCAGGACUUUUAUUCUUCCUAACAUCAACAACAGCAGGCAGCGACUAUGCGAUGUUGUCCUUGGUCGAUUCUCAUCCCGUCUUCACGUUUGACCUUGGUUCCGGACCGGCUUCUCUCAAGUAUGUUAGAUUUAUCAUAGUUUGAAAGAAUUGAUGUAGGGAAUGAAUUACCCAUUUUUAGAGCUUCUUAGAGGUUCAAAUUGUUGUCAGUUUUCCAGCAUAUCGUAGGAACCGAAUUCUGAAGUUUUUCACGAUAUCCUUUUCCGCAAACUUCUUCUAAUCUCGAUUAUUGAUUGGUCCAUUGUAAGCUGCUUCAAAUUUAAACCAUUUCAGAGUCCCAAAAAUAACGGAGGAUGAAUGGACUUAUAUAAAAAUUGAGCGUCAACAGAGAAACACGAGUGUUUCCAUUGACGGACGUCCGGUCGGAGCCCAAAUCUCUUCGGUAAUGAUAAAAUCCAUUGUAACCGAUUUGGAAUGUCUUGGUCAUAUGUGUGGAGGUCCAAAGCAUUCCGGUUAGAAUAGCUUUUACAAAAAACCUGGGUACUUAGAAGUUUACCUCAGUAAUUUAAGAAAAAAGAAAGUUUAGAACCAUUCCACGUGCGACCAACCGUUUUCCUCAAAAUAAAGCGGCAUAAUUGAUCUAUUUUUAGUUUUCAUGAUUUUCCAGGCUUCUAACGUCCAUUUCGAUGUGGCUGAUCCGAUUUUAUACCUUGGUCAUGUUCCAGACGAAACGGUAGUGUUUUUCUAUUGUUUUUCUGAAAACUCACAUCCGUUUUCCCAGGUAUUACCUGAGGAACAACGUCUGAAUAACAAGCCGUUCACCGGCUUUUUGCGAUACUUUUCUGUCAACGAAUUCCCUCUAGACAUGCACCACGUGAGUUUUGAACAACUUUUCGGGAAACUUCAUUCAACACGCCGCAGCUGA
Messenger RNA from Caenorhabditis auriculariae, 1314 nucleotides. Lineage: Eukaryota; Metazoa; Nematoda; Chromadorea; Rhabditida; Rhabditidae. The record is from the annotation of a GenBank genome assembly.